CGCGUCCUCAGCACAACAUCGCCCUCGCUCCUCCUCUUCCCUCCGCUGUUCCAUGCUCGAAGAACAGAGUCGUUGGCUCCAAGGCUUCGAUCGGAUCAGCUUGGUCAAGAGCUCUCAGACCGAUGACGAAGCAGAACGUGGUGGUGCCGAAGGUGGCGGUGGCGAUGCCGCCCAACUCGGCGCCGCUGUUCCCGUACCCGCCGCCGCGGGCCACGCCUGGGAUCACCGUGCGGAAGAAGUACCUGCAGGCGCAGAUGGAGCUCGGCGCCGGGCUCAUCAACGGAUCGGUGGAGUCCAUGCGGGCGUCCUCGCCCACCCACUCCAAGGUGGCCGGCGCGCUAGCCGCCGGCGUCGACGAGGAGCACGCCGCGUGGAUGGUGAAGCACCCGUCGGCGCUGAGCAAGUUCGAGCAGGUCGUGGCGGCCUCCAAGGGGAAGCAGAUCGUGGUGUUCCUCGACUACGACGGCACGCUGUCCCCCAUCGUCGACGACCCAGACGCCGCCUACAUGUCCGACACGAUGCGGCGGGCGGUCCGGAGCGUCGCCAAGCACUUCCCGACGGCGAUCGUCAGCGGUCGGUGCCGCGACAAGGUGUUUGAGUUGGUGAAGCUGGCGGAGCUGUACUACGCCGGCAGUCACGGCAUGGAUAUCAAGGGCCCCGCGAAAGCCUCCAGGGACACCAAGGCCUCCAAGGCGAAAGGAGUUCUCUUUCAACCGGCGAGCCGGUUCGUGCCCAUGAUAGAGCGGGUGCACGAAUCUUUGAUACAAAAGACAAAGUGUAUACCUGGAGCCAAGGUGGAGAACAACAAGUUUUGUGUAUCUGUCCACUUCAGAUGUGUCGAUGAAAAGAGCUGGAGCACAUUGGCGGACACCGUGAGGUCAGUGCUCAAGGACUAUCCGAAACUGAAGCUCACGCAAGGGAGAAAGGUGUUCGAGGUGCGGCCCACCAUCAAGUGGGACAAGGGCAAGGCCCUCGAGUUCCUCCUCGAGUCGCUCGGGUUCGCCGACUGCAGCGACGUGCUGCCGGUGUACAUCGGCGACGACCGAACCGACGAGGACGCCUUCAAGAUGCUGCGCAAGCGCGGCCAGGGCGUUGGCAUCGUCGUGUCAAAGUACCCCAAGGACACCAGCGCGUCCUACUCCCUGCAGGAGCCCGCCGAGGCAAGUGCACUGCCUAUUAUUAUCUCCAGUCCACCUCACACGCCCCCGCCCGCUGUCUUUCCCGGGGACCACCGUGCGCCGUCGGUGUUGCCGAGUUAACUCCGCCGGCGUCCGCUUCUGCGGCCACUUGCCGCCCCGACGCUGACAUCCGUGCUCUCUGUCGCUUUUACGUUCCUGUGCAGGUGAUGGAGUUCCUGCUGCGGCUCGUCGAGUGGGAGCGCCUCUCCAAGGCCAGCCCCAAGUGGUGAUCUACCGGACUGUGAUUAGGAGGAGAUUGCCAAAGGGAUUAGCGGUAUAUUUGCUACGAUUACGGGUGAUUAUUUAGAGGGAGCCUAUCUUUAUUAGGUGCUAGCUCCUGUACGUGUGAGUGUGGUGUCGUACGUUAACAUUGCUGAGUUCACUGUGCACAGUCAUGUGUGUCCACGGCGCCUCCCUCUUUUUACGGGGGCGCCCUGUGGUUUACUGUGGACCAAGGGAGCUUCGAAGAGCUUAAGCUUUUGCUCUCUUGGACCGGCCCUGCCUAGAGAAUGGUUGCUGCGCAGCAAGGUGAAAGUGUACGUGCUGUUGUGUAAUUAUUGUGGUUGCCAUGGCUGCUGAAUUCUGAUUGUGUAAAAGAGCAAUAUGAUAUAUGAAAGCUGUCAAUGCUAAAUCUCUCCUUUUGGCCCA
This is a messenger RNA of Phragmites australis (common reed), 1826 nucleotides long. RefSeq names its product probable trehalose-phosphate phosphatase 6. Gene Ontology annotation, biological process: trehalose biosynthetic process. The record is from RefSeq and is a predicted model, not a curated record. The coding region runs from base 123 to 1259 and encodes 378 amino acids. Gene Ontology annotation, molecular function: trehalose-phosphatase activity. Lineage: Eukaryota; Viridiplantae; Streptophyta; Magnoliopsida; Poales; Poaceae. The transcript is spliced from 8 exons.